Molecule: messenger RNA, 456 nt
Organism: Lytechinus pictus (painted urchin)
Lineage: Eukaryota; Metazoa; Echinodermata; Echinoidea; Temnopleuroida; Toxopneustidae
Product: dual specificity protein phosphatase Mpk3-like
Exons: 1
Coding region: 1-456 (151 amino acids)
Biological process (GO): protein dephosphorylation; negative regulation of MAPK cascade
Cellular component (GO): cytosol; cytoplasm
Molecular function (GO): MAP kinase tyrosine phosphatase activity; MAP kinase tyrosine/serine/threonine phosphatase activity; protein tyrosine/threonine phosphatase activity
Source: RefSeq, a predicted model, not a curated record
AUGGGUUUUUUCUUUGUUCUUACAGAUGAAGCUCGCCGUGCCAAAUCUGGCAUCCUUGUUCACUGUCUGGCUGGUGUAAGCCGCUCUGUGACUGUAACUGUAGCAUACCUCAUGCAAAAGCUCUGCCUCUCUCUCAACGAUGCAUACGAUUUUGUCAAGAAACGCAAGUCCAACAUCUCCCCCAACUUCAACUUUAUGGGUCAGCUAAAAGAGUUUGAACAGAAGCUCACAACGAGUCCAUGUCGGACUGGUUCAUGUCGGUGUGCAGUUGAUGGCUGCCACUGCCUCAGCCCAGACCCCACCUCAUGGAUGUCAACAUCCUCAUCGGCAUCCUCGUCCACCUCAUCAACCUCAUCGUUGUCCAGUGAACUUACAACUCCGGCCAGUAGUGUCAGCACCAGCACAUGUUCAGCAGACAGUAGGAGAGGGGAAUUUGAUUUUCAUUUAGAUACCUGA